Molecule: messenger RNA, 1572 nt
Organism: Raphanus sativus (radish)
Lineage: Eukaryota; Viridiplantae; Streptophyta; Magnoliopsida; Brassicales; Brassicaceae
Exons: 7
Coding region: 89-1348 (419 amino acids)
Biological process (GO): vegetative to reproductive phase transition of meristem
Source: RefSeq, a predicted model, not a curated record
GGCUGUAGGGGAGUCUAUUACUAGCAAAUCCUACCAUUGUUUUGUUGAUGGUUCCUUGUCAACUAUAAAAGGGAGUUGCACUGUGGUUAUGGACUUCACUGACUUCUGUUUCCAUUCUUAUUUCUCCUACAUGGAUGAGUUGAGAGAAAUGGUUUCCGCCGAUGCUAAACCUUUAGAGAUAAGGUUGUCUCUGGUGCCUAGUUGUUUGCUUGCUGGUCUCAUAGGUGUGGUGAUAGAUGGUGUUUUGAUAACAGUUGUUGCUCUUUAUAAAAGUCCAUAUAUGUUGCUCAAAGGAUGGAAAAGGCUAUUAGAAGACCUUGUUGGUAGAGAAGGCCCUUUCUUGGAGACUGUCUGUGUUCCAUUCGCAGGUCUUGCGAUAUGUCUGUGGCCACUGGCUGUCGUUGGAGCUGUUAUAGCCUCGGUCUUCUCCAGUUUCUUUCUAGGACUCUACAGUGGAGUCAUCGUUCAUCAGGAGGACUCAUUCAGAAUGGGGUGUAAUUAUAUAAUAGCAGCGGUAUCACUGUUUGACGAAUACGUAAAUGAUUUACUCUAUAUAAGAGAAGGAACUUGCCUCCCAAGGCCUUGCUAUAGGACGAAAACAAACACUGGUCAUGGGAAGAAAGUAUUAGGAGAGAGGAAGAACGUUGAUCUCAAUAGCAGAAUAAACAACUCUAGGCUUGUUUCAGAACAGUCGAGGACACUGAAAAAAGCGAUCACGCUAUAUAAACCAGUUCAGUCUUGCGAGGUGAAUGGGAGGAUCCUUAUUCGAGAUAGCUUGGUAAAUGUGAAAGAUGUAGAGCAAUGUCUUGUCAGGGGUAAUUGUAAGAAGCUCUUUAUCCAACUACCCGCUUGGACCGUGCUACAAUGUCUCCUUGCAUCGGCUAAAUCUGACUCAACGGGGUUGGUGAUCACUGAUGGUGUGGAGCUUACGGAACUAAACAGCCCGAAAGACAAAGUGUUUGUGUGGCUCAUUGGGCCUUUACUGACAAUGAAGGAGCAGAUAAAGAACCUGAAGCUGACUGAGGAUGAAGAGUAUUGUCUAAGGAAAUUGGUAAUGGUAUGCAAAAACGAAAGAACCGAGGACUGGGAUAGCACCGGGUUCCCCUCGAGUGAUUCAGUGAGGAAAGCACAAUUGCAGGCUAUAAUUAGAAGGCUGCAGGGAAUGGUAGCAUCGAUAUCAAGAAUACCGACGUUUCGUCGUAGAUUCAUGAACUUGGUCAAAGUGUUGUACAUAGAAGCCCUUGAAGUGGGUGCGUCUAAAAACCGAGCUGAUGGCAUUCUUAUAACCGAGAGAGACCAAACGCAAAAGCUGGAUGAGACCGCAACAACAGAUUUGGAAGCUGUAUAAAUAGUUUCCGGUAUCUCAUCAUUUCUUCUUUUUAUUUUCCUUACACUUCAGUAAUUAUAAGGUGGGCGUUUCCCAGUAACAAAAAUGAAAAAAAAGGAGUGUUUCCCGCAAUUCCUGUAUAUUAAAUUCUCCUAGCUUUUGUGGUUUUGAUGUUUUAAAUUCCGGUACGUUCCGAUCGAUAUACAAUACUGGAUUGUUUUUUAUAAAAGUUUUUUUUUAAUGAA